ACAGACGUAAGUAGAAACCCAAUCACUCUCUCUACUCCCCCCAAACCCUAGAUCCCAGGGCUCUCUCUCUCUCUCUCUCUCUCUCUCUCUCUCUCUCUCGUUUACAGUUUUUGGCUCAAGAGCGUCAUGGCCAUGGGUGAAGUAAAGGACAACGAGGCUUACGAGGAGGAGCUUCUCGACUACGAAGAAGAAGACGAAAAAGCCCCCGACUCCGUCAACGGCAAACCCACUGGCGACUCCGCCAAAAAGGGCUAUGUUGGAAUCCACAGCUCGGGGUUCAGAGAUUUCCUGUUGAAACCAGAGCUUCUUCGAGCAAUUGUAGAUUCAGGAUUUGAGCAUCCUUCAGAAGUGCAACAUGAGUGUAUACCACAAGCUAUCCUAGGAAUGGAUGUUAUCUGUCAAGCAAAGUCAGGGAUGGGGAAAACUGCGGUGUUUGUUCUCUCUACUCUGCAGCAGAUUGAACCUGUUGCAGGACAAGUUGCUGCUCUUGUCCUUUGUCAUACAAGGGAAUUGGCUUACCAGAUCUGCCACGAGUUUGAGAGGUUCAGUACCUAUUUGCCUGAUAUUAAAGUUGCUGUCUUUUAUGGUGGUGUCAAUAUCAAGGUUCACAAGGAUUUACUGAAGAAUGAAUGCCCUCAUAUUGUUGUUGGAACACCUGGUAGAAUCUUGGGUCUUGCAAGAGAUAAGGACCUUGGCUUGAAAAAUGUGAGGCAUUUUAUUCUUGAUGAGUGUGACAAGAUGCUUGAAUCACUUGACAUGAGGAAGGAUGUGCAGGAAAUUUUUAAGAUGACCCCUCAUGAUAAACAAGUUAUGAUGUUCUCAGCUACACUCAGCAAGGAGAUUCGCCCAGUUUGCAAGAAGUUCAUGCAAGAUCCAAUGGAAAUUUAUGUGGAUGAUGAGGCCAAACUGACUCUUCACGGUCUCGUACAGCACUACAUUAAACUAAGUGAGCUUGAGAAAAAUCGCAAGCUGAAUGACCUCCUUGAUGCACUGGACUUCAAUCAAGUUGUCAUUUUUGUCAAGAGUGUGAAUAGAGCUGCUGAGCUGAACAAGUUACUUGUAGAGUGCAACUUUCCGUCUAUCUGUAUACAUUCUGGAAUGUCGCAGGAAGAAAGGUUAACACGCUACAAGAGUUUCAAGGAGGGUCAUAAAAGAAUCCUUGUGGCCACUGAUUUAGUUGGUAGAGGAAUUGACAUUGAGCGUGUCAACAUUGUUAUCAAUUAUGACAUGCCUGAUUCUGCUGACACCUACCUUCAUCGCGUUGGCAGAGCUGGUAGGUUUGGCACCAAAGGGCUUGCAAUUACAUUUGUCGCAUCCGCAUCCGACUCUGAUGUUCUCAAUCAGGUUCAGGAAAGGUUUGAGGUGGAUAUUAAGGAACUUCCUGAGCAAAUUGAUACUUCCACUUACAUGCCAUCUUGAUGGAUACUCUUUUUUGGCUGCGACGGAAGCGUCUUAUCUGAGUGUGAUUGGAAGUUCGAGUAGAGGCACGGGAAGGUUCUUGAGAGGCAUUUUCGAUGUGACAGUGUUGAAUAUAUUGAACAAAACCAGCUGUAGGGCUAGCCUGUUAUCUUUAUUUUUCAGCCAUGUAUGCCACUCUAAUACUGAAUUUUUUAGACUGGAAGCUGUUGUAGGGGUUAUUAAACUAGGACUAGGCUUUGCUGAGUUAUCAUGUGAUGGCACACACUUCACAUCGAGGGAGUAUUUCAUUUGUUUAAUUGCUUUUUUAUUUAUGGGUUUAUUUUGCCGA
Messenger RNA from Rhododendron vialii, 1747 nucleotides. Its product is annotated as DEAD-box ATP-dependent RNA helicase 15-like. The record is from RefSeq and is a predicted model, not a curated record. Gene Ontology annotation, molecular function: RNA helicase activity; RNA binding; ATP binding. The transcript has 12 exons. Bases 127 to 1419 code for a protein of 430 amino acids. Lineage: Eukaryota; Viridiplantae; Streptophyta; Magnoliopsida; Ericales; Ericaceae.